Messenger RNA from Hypomesus transpacificus, 5746 nucleotides. It is a transcript of the gene rexo1, whose product is annotated as REX1, RNA exonuclease 1 homolog. The record is from RefSeq and is a predicted model, not a curated record. Gene Ontology annotation, molecular function: nucleic acid binding; exonuclease activity. The transcript has 16 exons. Gene Ontology annotation, cellular component: nucleus. The coding region runs from base 157 to 4482 and encodes 1441 amino acids. Lineage: Eukaryota; Metazoa; Chordata; Actinopteri; Osmeriformes; Osmeridae.
UUCUUUGGCUGUCCAACAUGGCGUCGUAGAGACAUUGUUAUUGUCAAAUUGCAGGUUAGAUCUCUUGAUGGGCGGUUUUCCCAGCUAUAUCAACUAAAACAAUCGCGUUUUAGAUCCGUCUUGGCCCUGCGGGUAUGAGACAGGUCUGUGGGAACGAUGUUGCGCUCCACCGGUUUCUUCCGUGGGAUUGACUGCCCAUUUUACAGCGAAUAUUGUAAGGGGAAAAGCGACAAAGAUGAAUGUAAAAGACCAUACUGUCACUUUAGACACAGUAAACAAAGACGAGCGUCGAAUGCAGCAAGUGACGCUAGAAAACCAGAAGAACUUAACGCCAAACACAAAGAACAAGGCUACGACCCGUUAAACCCGGACGUGGUAAGGCCCAAAGACCAAGGGAAUGGAGAUUCCGGGACCGCAUCAGCGGACCUGGGUGUCCUUGAGUUGGAACUGGUCAACCGGGCCAUCGCGGAGGUCCGCAACGAGGUGGAGAGGGAGAAGAGGAAACUGUCCCGCAUUGGCGAUGAGGAGUACAUCCCCACCGCCAGCUCAGCUAAAGGAGCUAAAAGGUCGAAGACUGUGUCUGAGGAAUAUGAUCCCACCUCCAGCCCAGCUAAAGGAGCUAAAAGGUCGAAGACUGUGUCUGAGGAAUAUGAACCCAGCCCAGCUAAAGGAGCUAAAAAGUCGAAGACUGUGUCUGAGGAAUAUGAACCCACCUCUAGCUCAGCUAAAGGAGCUAAUAGGUCAAGGACUGUGUCUGAGGAAUAUGAACCCAGCCCAGCUAAAGGAGCUAAAAGGUCGAAGACUGUGUCUGAGGAAUAUGAACCCAGCUCAACUAAAGGAGCUAAUAGGUCGAAGACUGUGUCUGAGGAAUAUGAACCCAGCUCAACUAAAGGAGCUAAUAGGUCAAGGACUUUGUCUGAGGAAUACGAACCCACUGUCACGUCCCUCAAAGCGGGAGCCAAACGUACAAAGACGAUACCUGAGGAAUAUGACCCGACCACCAGUUUGUCGCGGGCAGGAUCGAGAAAGCCAAAGACUUCCCACUUGGCGUACGACCCAGACAGCUAUCAGAUCAACUCCACGGCAGAUUAUAACCCCACGCCUUGCGCCAGCAAGUACACCCUAGACUCAGACAGCCAGGACAACCGGGCCAGUUCUCUAGAAUACGUACCCACUUCCGUUUGUAAAGCAUCCGUGAAGAAGCCCUCGCCUCGGGUUCAGACGCCCCAGCUGCCCUCCCCACCUCCCAGCCCCAAGUCCUUCAACGCCCCCUCGUCUAAAUCCAAGUACAGUUUGGACCACUCGAAACCAUCCACAGACCUGGAGUACGACCCUCUCUCCAACUAUUCGGCCAAACUGGCCGGGAAGAACAAGAAGGAGGAUGCCUCCAAGGGGGAGGGAAACAGGAAGCCCAAGCUGUCAGGGGACGAGGAGUACGUGCCGACGGCCAUGAGGGCGCUCCGGCCGAGUGCCGACGUGCAGAAAUACACGCUCAGCCUUUCCGAGUCCGACGGCGAGGCCUCGGGGACGGAGUACCGUCCCACGUCGCUCAGCCGCCUGCAGCGGAGGAGGAGCAGCACCGGGGCGGCUGACGACCUUGGGGCGGCCGGGCUGAGGGACUGGGCGAGGGACACGCCGGGCGGGUCGAAGCCGAGGAGCCUGGAGCCGCCUGGGGGGAAAGAGGACACGGAACCUGGGUUGCCAGACAACUGCAAGAACCAGGAGAUUGGUCGACGCAAACACAAAACCGAGGACGAUAAAGUAGCUAGUAAAUCUAGCAACGCGAAGAGCGGUAAAACGGAGAAGGUGCUUAAGGCGGACAGGGACACGGGUAAAAAGAGUAGUGGUGGUAAUAGGGAGAAGGGAACUGGGGACAAGGGCGACGGGAGGAAAACCAACGUGUCGAAGAAACCGAGUCAGCAGGGUUCGAAGAGAGACGGCAGGAGCGAGGGUAGGAAAGAGGGCGAGAAGAGCAAGCCGAGAGAGAAGUCCGUCAACAAAUGUGGAAGAGACGAGAAGAGGAACGACGGCGGGGGCAGGAAGACGGAGAAGGCCAAGAGCGACUCGAGUCGGAGAGAGAAGGAGAGAGCGAAAGCAGGGGACUGUAAGAAAGUCAAGACUUUGGACAGGGAAAGGGACCCCCACAAGCACAAGGAGCCCAGGAACGGCCAGCUGGACGGCGGUAGGAAAGAGAAAGAGGUGAAGAAGGGCAGCAAGGGGGCCGCUUCCGGCGGCGGCAACCGCGGGAUGCCCUCCAGUGACGAGGCGAGGAAGAGCAACCGCGCCGGCGACCGGAGAGCGGGCAAGGUGAAACGGAGGUCUCUCAGCCACGCCGACCUGUUCGGGGCCGAGAGCGCGGAGGAGAGCGAGGAAGAGGACGACGAUGAGGAGGAGGAGGGGGAGAAGCUGGUGAGGCGGUCGGCUGCCGCCAUCAAGAGGGGAGGAGCCAACAGGAGGAAGGCCUCCGAGCUCACGCCUUCGUCCUCCGAGGACGAGGACGGCGGCGUGGAGGACGAGCGGGCGGACGAGGACUUCCCCUCCAGCGUUGACUUCUCCACCCUGCAGGUGGACCUGGACUUUGACUCGGACCCCAUGGAGGAGUGCCUCCGGAUCUUCAACGAGUCCAAGCACGUGAAGACGGAGGAUAAGGGACGGCAAGCCAAGCAGCCCUCUAAAGAUUCAGAGGACGAGGAGGACACGGAAAGCACGCUAACCACUCUCUUCCCCGGGCAGAAGAAGAGGGUCUCUCACUUCUCAGCCAAAGGCAACACGGACGCGGCCCCCAAGCCAGCACCCUACAGGAGACUGACGGCACAGGAGAUCUGUUACCGCCGCAUGCAGAUAGCUCAGCAGCAGGCUGUCCAGCUGGCUGCCGCUGUGAAGACAGCCUCUGCCAGCCCCAGCCUCAGCCCCAGCCUCAGCCCCAGCCUCAGCCCCAGCCUCAACCGCAGCCCCAAACCCAGCUUUCCAGGAGAGAGGAAGAGGGUAGCCCAUCGCCCCAGCCCGCUUACGUCUUCAUCCAAGCCUAGUGCUGUGGAGGCCAAGCCCGCUGGCAACCGGGUGCUGUCGCCCGCCAGGACCCUCCCCGGGCACCUCUCUGUGAAGGCCCACACCUCGGCGGGCAUCCUGUCCAAAACCACCACCACGUUUGGCCAGAAGAGGGUGGCGCACACCCCCACGAUGAAGAGCACUGCGAUGAAGCGUCCGGUCAUUCCCACCGAGUUUGGGGCUCGGGUGCCCACCAACGUCCGCCAGAGAUACCUCAACACCUUCAUCGACGAAUGCGUGAAGUUCUGCCCCACGGAAGAUCUAGCCUUCCAGAUGGCUCUGGACGAGGAGAAGGUGGUGUACGAGCGGAGCAGCAGCAAGAACAUCUACCUCAACGUGGCGGUGAACACGCUGAAGAAACUACGCAGCAACAUCACCACGCCCUCCUCGCCCGCCCCCAAGAGCCCUGCGGUCAGGGUGGGGGGGAACAGGAAGGCCCUGUCGCAUGAGGAGUUGUUGGGGGGCCGCCUGGCAGCUAAGACCAGCUACACCCUCAACAGGACAGGCAGACAGCAGGAGGAGAAACUGAUGGGCGCCGCCCUGUACAGGAAGCUGAGGGAGUACCUGAUGACGGAGGAGCAGCUGCAGGAACACAGCUACCCCCGGCCCCACCCCGAGGGCUCGGGCCGCGCCCUCGUCCACAACGUGCCAGAGAAGAAGAACACAGACCCCUUCUCCAAGGUGUGCUGCAGGUGUGGGGCGGAGUAUAAAUUGAACGUCAACGGGUCCUGUGUUCGUAAGGAGGAGUGCCAUCACCACUGGGGCCGUCUGCGGAGACAUAAAGUGUCAGGAGGAUGGGAGACUAACUACAACUGCUGCUCAGGGGCUGUAGGUGCUACAGGCUGCCAGGUCGCAAAGCAACACGUGCAAGACGGACGCAAAGAAUCGCUGGACGGCUACGUGACGACCUUCGACAAGUCCCUGCCUCCGGACGGGAACGGCGGGGUCUUCGCCUUGGACUGUGAGAUGUGUUACACAGUGCUGGGCCUGGAGCUGACCAGAGUGACGGUCAUCAACUCUGAGCUGAAGGUGAUCUACGACACGUUCGUCAAACCUGAGAGCAGAGUGGUGGACUACAACACACGGUUCUCGGGCGUGACGGAGGAGGAUCUGGAGAACGCCACCAUCACGCUGCGGGACGUGCAGGCGGUGCUGCUCAGCAUGUUCAGCUCCGAGUCCAUCCUCAUCGGCCACAGUCUGGAGAGCGACCUGUUUGCCCUCAAGCUCAUCCACAGCACCGUGGUGGACACGGCCAUCGUGUUCCCUCACCGCCUGGGACUCCCCUACAAACGAGCCCUGAGGAACCUCAUGGCCGACCACCUCAAACGCAUCAUCCAGGACAGCGUGGGGGGUCACGACUCCAGCGAAGACGCCCGGGCCUGCAUGGAGCUGAUGACCUGGAAGAUCAAGGAGGACGCCAAGGUGAAGAGAUGACCUCUGACCUCAUGACCCCAACCCCCCCACAGAUAGAGCACCUGUGUUCCUCUGGACCGGGAGGACCACAGUGAGACCGGGAAGAAGGGAAGCCGAAUGGGGCAUCUCUUAAGGGUCCUGCUAGGAGGACCUUCCCAGACUAUAACAGGGUUCUACCGACUGCAAAAGAACAGGAGGCUGUUUCGGAGGCAGCAAGAGAUUAACAGUGUUUUGUUUCUUUUUUAUUUACCAUAGUAUUUCAUUUACGAAGCGUAUAGCAAUUGUUUUUCCAUGUUUUCUUCUUUUUUUUCUUCACUAGCAACAAUGUUUAUGUCUGGACCUUAUAGGAUCACGAAUAAACCUUUUUCUGUAACAGGAAGAGGAGGACACUUGCUAGGGCCCUGUUCUGUUCCAUGUUAUGGUGAGACCACCACAUUGCUGCUCGGACGCUUUCACAGCCCUACUUGCACUUUUUUUUAAUCUAUUGUCUCUGGGCUGAUUCCACAUGACCUCACCUGUAGGGUGAAUGCAGUAGAAAAGGACAUUUUGAAAGACUUGGUUCCAACGUGCCGUGUGGCAACGUUGUAUAGUAGUGGGUGUUGAGCCAUGAAUGUUUCUACCUUGAAAAAACACUUGAUCCAUAAUACCGUACUUAGGGUUCGUAUCUAGAACCCAAACAUUUGUGUACCCUUACCAGAAUUUCACAGUCGAUAAUGGGUGUGAGCGAGAUUUUGUAUGAUGAAAGUUGAGUUAAGUUUCUGAAAGCACAUGAUAACUGAGGGGUGUAGAAACAGGAUCAAUAGAUGAUUUCUAACAUCAACUAGCUACCUUCUGACUGCACUAGCCUAACAAUCUAUUUAUGUGAAAUACAUUUAGGUUUUUCAUUUAGCUGGAUGAUUUAGCCAUCCUGCUUAAUGAAAUACUGUCAUUUCAGUGUGAUGGACGAGUUCACUGUGUUGUGUCCAGACAGAUCAUGGCUCUCAAUCCUCUUACUCUCUGUAUCCUUAAUGUGCCCUGCAUGGAAGUAAAAUCACGCAAAUGUUGUAUUCACACUAACAGUAUGUAUUACUCCCGCACUAUAAACGAAAAGGCAAAAAACAGUAAUUGAUAAGGCCUAGUUAUUUAAAUCAUACAGUCAGCAUAUAUGUAUAUGCUCUACCUUAUGUCGGUUUGCGUUUGAUACUUGAUGGUUAAAAAAAACUUGAGGUGUACAAAGGUUGCUAGUUGUCCUUUUUGUAUCGUUUUUUUGGUUGUGUGUUUUUUGCUAAUAAAACAUUUAAACUUU